UGCACUAUAUAUAUAGUGGUCUGGAGCUGCACCAUCCUUUCACAACAAAAUCCCCGUCUUCUGUGACUGGCUGGCUAGGUAGCUAGGUAACCGUGCGUGCAUGAGCGAGCAGGGCAAGAGGCCGACGACGACGAUGUCCGGCGGCGGGUCGGCGGCCGAGUCGCCGGCGAGCUCGUGCGUGUCGUCGGACGCGGAGGACGAGGUACAGCAGGCGGUGGCGCCGAAGCCGAUGGUGGUGGUGGGGUGCCCGCAGUGCCUCAUGUACGUGAUGGUGUCCGGGGAGGAGCAGCAGCCCAAGUGCCCGCGGUGCAAGAGCCCCGUGCUGCUGCACUUCCUCCGCGGCGGCAACGGCAAGCUGCCAGCCGGCCGGCAGUAACGCAUCACAUAUAUUAUUAGUAUUAUAUUAGCUAAUUAAGCUAGCUAGCAGCUAUAGCUCUUGUGUGUUUUAGUUAAUUAAUUGCUGCUGCCCUUUUCUAGUA
Messenger RNA from Zea mays, 479 nucleotides. RefSeq lists its product as uncharacterized. Lineage: Eukaryota; Viridiplantae; Streptophyta; Magnoliopsida; Poales; Poaceae. The transcript has a single exon. The coding region runs from base 101 to 376 and encodes 91 amino acids. The record is from RefSeq and is a predicted model, not a curated record.